CGGGAGCGGAAGCGGCGGCCGCGUGCGGGAGGCGGCAUGGCGGCCCCCGGCAGGAGGAAGCUGGCGGAGCUGAGCCUGGAUGAGUUCCUCGCUGCCGGCUCGGACUCGGAGCAUGACGGCGGCUGGGAGGAGGAGGAGGAGGAGGAGGAAGGCGGCCGGGCCCUUAACGGCGCCGUGAGGCAGCGGCGGCCGAGCGGGAGAGCGGCGCAGGGGCUGCAGGCACGGCCGGGCAGCAGGAAGAAGGGAAAGGCGUCUGAGCACAAGGAUCAGCUCUCCAGGCUGAAGGACAGAGAUCCCGAGUUUUACAAGUUUCUGGAGGAGAACGACCGCAAGCUGCUGGAUUUUGAUGCCUCAGACAGCUCUGAGGAGGAGGAGGCCCUGCACAGACCCCCCGAUACCCUCGAGGAAGCCAGUGACGAAGACGAUGAUGAUGAUGAUGAAGAGCAAGAAAAAGUCAAAAAGAAGAAAGUUUCCUUCAUCCCUGUGAGCUUGAAGAUGGUGGAGGAAUGGAAGAAAGCUGCCCAGAGGAACCUCAGCCCAAAACUCUUCCACGAAAUCACCCAAGCCUACAAGGCAGCCGUGGCCACCACCAAAGGGGACAGUGGCGGGGACCCCAGCAAGUUCCAGGUGUCUGACACCGCAGUGUUCAAUGCCCUGGUGUCCUUCUGUAUCCGGGACCUCUUCCAGCACCUGCACAAGCUGCUGCUCCCCAAAGCCCCCAAGAACAAACUCAAAUUGGUUCUCCCAUCCACCAGCCCCCUCUGGGGAAAGCUGCGACUGGACAUCAAAGUUUAUCUGGGCUGUACCAUACAACUGCUGUCGUGCCUGACGGAGGCCUCAGUGAGCGCAGCAGUCCUGCAGCACGUGAACUCCACAGUUCCAUAUUACCUGUCCUUCCCGAAGCAGUGCCGGGCCCUGCUCAAGCAAACCAUCACUCUGUGGAGCACAGGGGAGGAGACAGUCAGAGUCCUGGCCUUCCUGGUGCUGAACAAGAUCUGCAGGUACAAGAAGGAGGUUUACCUCAGCCCCCUGCUCAAGCAAAUGUACAUUGCCUUUGUGAAGAACUCCAGGUUCACCUCUCCCAACGUGCUGCCCAUGAUCAACUUCAUGCAGCGCACGCUGACGGAGAUGCUGGCCCUGGACACGCAGAGCUCCUACCAGCACUCCUUCAUCUACAUCCGCCAGCUGGCCAUCCACCUGCGCAGCGCCAUGACCCUCAGGAAGAAGGAGAACUUCCAGGCAGUCUACAACUGGCAGUACAUCCACUGCCUGUACUUCUGGUGUCGCGUUCUCAGCACCAUCCACCCCAGUGAGGUGAUGGAGCCCCUCAUCUACCCCUUGACACAGGUCAUUAUCGGCUGUAUCAAGCUGGUGCCAACGUCUCGGUUCUACCCCCUGCGCAUGCACUGCAUCCGUGCCCUCACCCUGCUGUCCCAGAGCACCAGGACCUUCAUCCCUGUGCUGCCCUUCAUCCUGGAGGUUUUCCAGCAAGUGGAUUUCAACAAGAAGCCAGGACGGAUGAGUUCCAAACCCAUCAACUUUGCCGUGAUCCUGAAGCUCUCCAAUGCCAACCUGCAGGAAAAGGCCUUCAGGGAUGGACUCAUUGACCAGCUCUAUGACCUGAUUCUGGAGUAUCUCCAUGGCCAAGCCCACAGCAUUGGCUUCCCAGAGCUGGUUCUCCCCACUGUCAUCCAGCUGAAAUCCUUCCUGAAGCACUGCAAGGUUGCCAACUACUGCAAGCCCAUGCGGCAGCUGCUGGAGAAGGUGCAGGAGAACUCGGCCCACAUCUGCAGCAGGAGGCAGCGAGCGACGUUCGGCGUGGGCAGCAGCCAGGCUGUGGAGCAGUGGGAGAAGCAGGUGAAGGAGGAGGGGACACCCCUGACCAAAUACUACACUCAGUGGAAGAAGCUGAGAGAGAAGGAGAUCCAGCUGGAAAUCAGUGGCAAGGAAAGGCUUGAGGACUUGAACUUCCCAGAAAUCAAGCGCAGGAAGCAGGAGGAGAGGAAGGAGGAGGAUAAGAAGGAAUUCAAGGAUCUCUUUGAGCUGGACAGUGACUCUGAGGAGGAGAACGGUGGAUUCUCUGUGAAAGGGAAAGGCAGAGCCAGGCAGGCCUCAGAUGACAGCUCAGAAGCCAGCAGCAAGGAGUUCGGGGAGGAGGACGACGAGGAAGAAGGAAAUUACGAAGUGGAGGAGGACGAGGAAGAGCUGGAAGAGGACAGCGAGUCCGAGGAGGAAGGUGGGGAAGGAGCCCGGGAUUCCCGGCAGAGGAGGAGCCACCCCCAGGGGCUGUCCCGCUGCGACCUGGAGCAGCUGGCGCGGGGCGGGGACGACGUGGUGCGGGACCUGGAGUUCUCUGAUGAGGAUUGAGCACCUGCAGCCCCUGGAGCCGGGAGCGAGGUGGGAGCAGCCCCAGGUGCCACCCAGGACCCGCCCGGUGACGCAACUCAGCUCGGACUUUUCCAGCUUUUUCUGCCAGUUCUGCUUUUUGGUACCAAUAAAACCGCGGCCAAGUCAAGGCCAGUAAAAACUGCUCAGCAGAUGGAAUUAAAGCCCCUCAUUAAAAUC
Messenger RNA from Hirundo rustica (Barn swallow), 2565 nucleotides. RefSeq names its product NOC2 like nucleolar associated transcriptional repressor (gene NOC2L). Lineage: Eukaryota; Metazoa; Chordata; Aves; Passeriformes; Hirundinidae. The record is from RefSeq and is a predicted model, not a curated record. The coding region runs from base 37 to 2367 and encodes 776 amino acids. Gene Ontology annotation, molecular function: histone binding; transcription corepressor activity. The transcript has 19 exons. Gene Ontology annotation, biological process: negative regulation of transcription by RNA polymerase II; ribosomal large subunit biogenesis. Gene Ontology annotation, cellular component: nucleoplasm; nucleolus; Noc1p-Noc2p complex.